Molecule: messenger RNA, 7926 nt
Organism: Cydia amplana
Lineage: Eukaryota; Metazoa; Arthropoda; Insecta; Lepidoptera; Tortricidae
Product: transcriptional regulator ATRX-like
Exons: 30
Coding region: 203-7786 (2527 amino acids)
Cellular component (GO): nucleus
Molecular function (GO): ATP binding; ATP hydrolysis activity; ATP-dependent chromatin remodeler activity
Source: RefSeq, a predicted model, not a curated record
UUUUUUUUACUCUAUGGUUUUUUAUUUUCUUUCGAAUUUAGUAGCAUUAUAAUUCUUCUGCGUUGCGUUUUCGUCUGUACAUACGUAUGUAGUGAAUUCAGAUCGGAAUUAUUGAUGAACUGUUUAUCCGUAAUUCAUCAAAUACUUACAAGACUCCUAUAUUUAGUUCAAAGUGAUUCGUGUGAGUAGAUCGUGUAACAAAAUGGCAGAAGAAGUACCUGUUAGUGAUGUUCUUUGUGAAGCUAUGGAAUAUUUGUGCAAGCUCGGAUCGAAUUUGAGAACGCGCUCACAGAACCUAAAGGAUAAGAGAAUUAACAAAGACAAGUUACGAAAUACCCACGCGUUGCGUAAAGCGGCUUCUAAGGUGUUAUUAAUAUGCGAAUUAUCAAAAAAAUCGCUGGAGAACGUCGAAAACGGCGUGAAAAGGGUGUUGACGCUUGUAGACGCUUCGCGGUGCUCGCCUGUGACAGUUGGCGCCAAAGAUGAAAAUCGCCCUAGGAAUAAGAAAAACUAUUUCUACUUUGAAUAUGACUCUUGUAAGUUAAGAAUUUCAGAGAAGAUUUUACUAGCCCAUUAUACGUCGGUCAAAGUUCAUGCUAAAAGUAUGCCUGAGUCUAUGAUGGACAAGUAUCCUGUGUAUUACCACUGUAGUCUGUACAAGAAACGAAAACAAUCUUUGAAAAACAGUGGCAAAGAAAACGGCCAGAAAACUAGUAAAAAGGAGGAUAGAUCUUCUAAAUCUGCUGAGAGGGUUAAAGAAAGUGAAAAAUCAGAUUCAGAUGCCACAUCCAGUGACAAACAAAUCAAAGAUAAAAUGAAUAAGGAGAAAAAACUAAUAAAAGGCAAGUUAAAUUCAGAAGACCGAGAUAUUAGUACCAAAGAGAAGGAAUCGGGAGAAAAGGACAAGAAUAAGCUUAAAUGCAAGUCCAAGGAAAAGAAGUCCAAGGAAUCUGAAGAUGAAACAACUGCAGCUAUACAGAGUGAUGGCGGCUGUGAAGAUAGAAAGAAAGAAAACAAAAGUAGUGAAAAAGAAUGCAAAGACAGCCAGAAAGGACCCACUGUUGAAGCAAAAAUUGAGUCGGAAAGCACUGAAAGUGAUGGUAGUCCUCUAGACUCAAAACAAGUAGAGCAUGAGGAAAUGUCCAACAAAAAAGAAAGCAAAAUCAACUCUAGCGAUGAAGAAGAAAUUUAUAAGAAGUCUAAAAAGGGUACAAAAAAAUGUAUUCCUGACAGCAGCCAAGAAGAUUCCAAUGAUGACAAAAAGCUAGAAAAUAGAAAAGUAAAACAAGGUGUUGAUAGUGAUGAUAAGUCUAAACCAACUGACAAGUUAGAUUCAAAGUCUAAAAAUCGUCGUAAAUCUUCUAUAAGAAGUAACAGCGAAGAAAAGAAAUUAAGUAGUGAAAAAUCUAAAAAGUCAAAAUCAGCUAUAUCCAUAGACAGUGACUCUGACCAAAAGGACAAGAAUAAGCUUAAAUGCAAGUCCAAGGAAAAGAAGACCAAGGAAUCUGAAGAUGAAACAACUGCAGCUAUACAGAGUGAUGGCGGCUGUGAAGAUAGAAAGAAAGAAAACAAAAGUAGUGAAAAAGAAUGCAAAGACAGCCAGAAAGGACCCACUGUUGAAGCAAAAAUUGAGUCGGAAAGCACUGAAAGUGAUGGUAGUCCUCUAGACUCAAAACAAGUAGAGCAUGAGGAAAUGUCCAACAAAAAAGAAAGCAAAAGUAUCAACUCUAGCGAUGAAGAAGAAAUUUAUAAGAAGUCUAAAAAGAGUACAAAAAAAUGUAUUCCUGACAGCAGCCAAGAAGAUUCCAAUGAUGACAAAAAGCUAGAAAAUAGAAAAGUAAAACAAGGUGUUGAUAGUGAUGAUAAGUCUAAACCAACUGACAAGUUCGAUUCAAAGUCUAAAAAUCGUCGUAAAUCUUCUAUAAGAAGUAACAGCGAAGAAAAGAAAUUAAGUAGUGAAAAAUCUAAAAAGUCAAAAUCAGCUAUAUCCAUAGACAGUGACUCUGACCAAAAGGACAAGAAUAAGCUUAAAUGCAAGUCCAAGGAAAAGAAGACCAAGGAAUCUGAAGAUGAAACAACUGCAGCUAUACAGAGUGAUGGCGGCUGUGAAGAUAGAAAGAAAGAAAACAAAAGUAGUGAAAAAGAAUGCAAAGACAGCCAGAAAGGACCCACUGUUGAAGCAAAAAUUGAGUCGGAAAGCACUGAAAGUGAUGGUAGUCCUCUAGACUCAAAACAAGUAGAGCAUGAGGAAAUGUCCAACAAAAAAGAAAGCAAAAGUAUCAACUCUAGCGAUGAAGAAGAAAUUUAUAAGAAGUCUAAAAAGAGUACAAAAAAAUGUAUUCCUGACAGCAGCCAAGAAGAUUCCAAUGAUGACAAAAAGCUAGAAAAUAGAAAAGUAAAACAAGGUGUUGAUAGUGAUGAUAAGUCUAAACCAACUGACAAGUUCGAUUCAAAGUCUAAAAAUCGUCGUAAAUCUUCUAUAAGAAGUAACAGCGAAGAAAAGAAAUUAAGUAGUGAAAAAUCUAAAAAGUCAAAAUCAGCUAUAUCCAUAGACAGUGACUCUGACCAAAAAAGUAACAGUGUUACUGGAAAUGAGAGAAAAAAAAAGAAACUUGAUAAACAAAGUCACAAUAUAAAAAAUAAGGUUGAUGAAUCUGACAUAGUUCAUUUAGUUGAAGAUUCACCAAUGAAACCAAAAGAGAAUUUAAAAAGCAAGGUGAGCAAAGAAGAUAGUGAUUCUUCUACUUCGGACAAAAAACCUCUGAUCAAAACAGUUAGAUUCAUAGACAGUGACUCUGACCAAAAAAGUGACAGUGUCACUGAAAAUGAGAGAAAAAAAAGGAAACUUGAUAAGGAAAGUCACAAUAAAAAUAAUAAGACUGAUGAAUCUGAAAUAGUUCAUUUAAUUGAAGAUUCACCAAUGAAACCAAAGGAAAAUUUAAAAAGCAAGGAGAGCAAAGAAGAUAGUGACUCUUUUACUUCAGACAAAAAACCUAUGAUCAAGUUAGUAAGUCUUAAUAAGUUACUCAAGCCUGAUGUACUACAAAAAGAAAUUUAUGAUAUGAAUACUAAAAUCCCCUCAGUUUCCAAGACAUACAAGAACCGCAAAGAAAAAAGUAACACUCAAGAGGAUGAAAAGAGAAAAGCAAUUAGUGCCUUCAAGCCCAAAAAGUUUGAUGUUGUUGUUACUAGGCUACCAAAAUUUACAGAUGUAUUUUUGUGUGAAAAUGGGUUGAACAAAAUAACUCAGAAUGGAUCUGAGAUUUAUAGUUUAACAUCAUUAAAAAACAAGGAAAAAGAAAAAUCGAGCCUGAAAACUAAUCAUAAUGAUUCUAGAUCAGAAAGUACAGAAAAAUCCUGUGAUGAUAUUGAUCCCAGUAAUGCUGAAAAGAGUAAAUUGGAUGAAGGAAUUGAAGCAAGCAAAAAUGCACUACUCAAUUCUGAUUCGGAUGAUGUGGAUACCAACAAGCCAAAGAAUUGUAAAAAUUCUAGAAGGAAAUCUAAGGCUAUAGAAUCAGACUCCGAAAAAGAUGCCGGUAGUGACAAAAACAAAUCAAAAUCUUGUUCACCAAGUGAGAGGAACAAAACUAGAAGUAAAUCACCAAAAGACGUAGAUAAAAAUGGUAAAAUUGCUAAUGAGUGUAAAGAAAAAUUGGCUAGAAACAGUGACCCAGAAAACGUCAUAUCCCUGGAUUCUGUGGCCACUCCAAAGACGCCAGAAAGAAAAACGGAGAAAACUACACCACAAUCCAGAAGGAAAUUAAUUAUGGAGUCAAUGCAUGCAAAAAAGAUGCUAUUGACUUAUUCCUCAAGCUCGGAUACCGAUGAUGAUCAGCUGAAAAAUGCAUUGAAAGAAAUUAAAAACUCUCUUUUAAAGGGAUCAAGUUCAGACGAUGAACUAGAUGUGAAAAAGAUUGUUCAAAUGAAUAGGAGAAAGUUGGUUACUCCCUCGGAUUCUGAUGACAGCUUAAAUAUAAAGAAGAAAAAGAGAGAAAAGGAGCUCGCUAAAGGGAAGGAGCAGGAAGAUAGCAGUAUAAGCCAAGUGGAUGGAACCAAUGAUGAAUUUUCUAAUUCAAGUUGUAGCCAGAUGGGCCGCUCUAAAACAAAACCUGCCAGUAGCAGCUCUGAGAAUGUGGACUCAAUUGACUCAGAAAUUAAUAGAUUGUCAAACCUCAAGACGCUGAACCGCCGUCGGCGGCCAUCGGUCGAGAGGACGACUAGAAGCACCCGAAGAAUGCCGAAGGCGCCGCCGAUUAAAGACGAGAUGUUGGCCCUUGCCAGCUCGGGCUCUGGGUCAGACAGCGAACACGAGGCGGCAGAGAUGGAAGAGCUGCCCUCAAUUUCGAUGCCAAAGUUGAACGGGGACAGCAUCAACCACAUUGCCAAGGAAGACCUCCUGGCUCAGAGUGACCCGUCAAGCUCUGAAAAUGAAAAAGCGAAUGGUUCCGAGGACGACAAAAAAGAAUCAGACAGCGACGAAGACACUGUGAAGUCCACAAGACGCAAAGCAAACACCAUAGCGUCCGAUUCCGAGGCCGAAGCGGCGCGGAAGGCGAACAGAAUGAGCGACUUCGACUACUCUGAGGACGAGAGCGAGCCCAGGAAAAAGAGCAAGCGAAAGAAGGUUACUGAUAGCGACGGGUCCGCCUCUUCCAGCGAUGGAGGUAAAAAGAAGCGUCGUCGCAUCAAACAAGUGAAUGAUAGCGACGGCUCCGGGUCCGACACGGAGAAUGAAGGCAGAAACAAACAUGGAAGAAAGAAUAUUCGCAAGGUGAUGAGUAAGGACCAGCUAGAAGAGGCUACAAAAAAGGCGGCGCGUCAGGAAAAGGAGAGGAUUGCUCGUAUUGCCGAACGACAGAAACUGUACAACAACUUGGAAUUCGACGAGUCCGGCAAGCCUGACGAGGUGGUGCUGGACAAAGUGGUUUUGGACUUCGACCCAGAGACCAAGGAGCCUAUCAUAGAGGUGGACCGCGGGCUCGUCAAGAAACUCAAGCCGCAUCAGGCUAACGGUAUAAAGUUCAUGUGGAACGCGUGCUUCGAGAGCGUGAAACGCAUCAAGAAAGACCGUGGUUCCGGCUGCAUCCUCGCCCACUGUAUGGGUUUGGGGAAAACUCUGCAGGUGGUCUCCCUAACCCACACACUGCUCGCGCAUAGCAAAAUGACCGGCGUGAAGCGAGUACUAGUUGUCUGUCCGCUGUCCACCGUGCUGAACUGGGUCAACGAGUUCACCAUGUGGCUCAAACACGCCGAGACAGACACCGAGGUGGACGUGUUCGAGUUGUCGAGGCACAAGCAGAAUUCAGAACGCUCCUGGCAGCUCCAGCAAUGGGUGGAGUGUGGUGGCGUGUGCGUGCUCGGCUACGAGAUGUUCCGCAACCUCUCCGCCGACAACAACAAGAAGUUCAAGAAGAAGAUGCUUAAGACGUUCCAGGAGGCUCUAGUGGAUCCUGGCCCGGACCUUGUGGUGUGCGACGAAGGCCAUCUUCUAAAGAAUGAAAAAACAAGCUUGUCGCAGUCCAUGAACCGCGUGAGGACGUUACGACGCAUCGUGCUCACCGGCACACCGCUGCAGAAUAAUCUCAAAGAGUAUUACUGCAUGGUACAAUUCGUGAAGCCCAACCUGCUGGGCAAGUACAACGAGUACCUGAAUCGCUUUGUGAACCCCAUCACCAACGGGCAGUACACAGAUUCAACUGAACGGGACAUCUGCCUUAUGAAGCGACGGUCCCACGUGCUGCAUACUAUGUUGGACGGCGCUGUUCAGAGGAGAGACUACGGGGUGCUGGCACCCUUCCUGCCUCCGAAACACGAGUAUGUGCUGUUCAUCACGCUCACCGACAUCCAGAUCAAACUUUACCAACACUAUCUGGACAACUAUUCUAGAAGACCACUACCAGGGAAGUCAUCAGGCUUCCUAUUUCCCGACUUCCAGUCCUUGCAGAGGAUAUGGACGCAUCCGCUGGUCCUCAAGUACAAUUCCGAACGAUACGAGAUCAUGCAGCAGAAAAAGAGAGAUAAAGAGGAAGAAGAUUCGGAAGGUUCGCUUGCCGAUUUCAUCGAUGACGAUUCUACGCCGGAGGAAUCCUCAACAGAAGAAUCUACAGACGAUUUGUCAGACUUGAGUGAUGACAGUCGAAAGAAGAGCAAAAAGAAAACUAAAGUCAAGAAAGGGAAAGGCAAAGAUGCCAAGGCGUCAGGUCGCCGCAACACGAGAGCUAAUCCAGUGGAACUAGAAGAAGACAAGCCCAAUUCGGACAUAGAGGAAAUAAAAUAUGAGAACCCAACGGAGUGGUGGAUGAAGCUGGUUACGGAGGAAGAGUUGGAAGACAUCCGGCAUUCACACAAACUGCUGCUGCUGUUCGAUAUACUGCGGCAGUGCGAGGCCAUUGGAGACAAACUGCUUGUUUUCUCGCAGUCUCUCUAUUCCCUGGACCUGAUCGAGCACUUCUUGGGUAAAGUCGACGAGGCAACUCAGGAGGGGCGCAUAGAUGAGAAACUCGCGGGGCAUGUUGGCUCAUGGUCUCCGGGCGUUGACUAUUUCCGCCUUGACGGAUCUACAUCCUGCGAGAACCGAUCAAUUUGGUGUAAGAACUUCAACCGGGAGGAUAAUCCCAGAGCUAGACUGUUUCUAAUCUCAACCCGCGCCGGUGGUCUGGGCAUCAACCUGGUCGCCGCCAACCGCGUCGUGAUCUUCGACGUGUCGUGGAACCCCUCGCACGACGUGCAGAGCAUCUUCAGAGUGUACCGCUUCGGACAGAAGAAACCUUGUUACAUAUACCGCUUUUUAGCCAUGGGCACGAUGGAAGAGAAAAUCUACGAGCGACAAGUGACCAAGCAAGCGAUCUCGAAGCGCGUCAUAGACGAGCAGCAGAUAGACCGGCACUACGCCGCCAACGAUCUCGCCGAACUGUACAAGUUCGAACCUGUCCCCGUCGAGCCACGGCCCGUGCCCAAGCUGCCUAAGGACCGGCUCUUUGCUGAGAUGCUGAAAGACCACGAGAAUGGGUGUUUACAGGUGUUCAGGUUCCACGAGCACGACUCGCUGCUAGAGAACAAGGAGGAGGAGACCCUCAGCGAGGAGGAGCGCAAGAAAGCGUGGGAGGAGUUCGAGAACGAGAAGAAGGCUCCGCCCCCCUCGCCCUUCCCCAACACCUGGUCCAUGCACAACGGGAUGGCCGCCAGCCUUCUGCAGCAACAGCAACAGCAACUGGCGUACGCCGCGCUGGCCGCCAUGAUCCGCAAGGACAUGCCCAACAUCAAUGACAAUCAGAUCCGGGACAUGCUGCCUAUCAUCUGCAACGCCAACCCCGGGAUGUUCGGUGGAUAUGAUUAUGGCCUGAUGCAGAAGAUGAGCGAGAUCUACAAAUACGCGCAGCCCGGUAUGAUGAACCCCUCCAUGAUGAAUCCAGUCAUGAACCCUGCCGGGGGCAUGAGUACGAGCAGCAGCCUGCAGUACGAGCCGCCGUGGCAGCGCCAGCAGCAACAGCAGCAACAAAUGCGGUUGCAGCAGCUCAUGCAGCAACAGCAUAAUAUGGGCGCUAAGUACUACGCGGGCGGGCUGGGCAGCCGCGACCCCGUGGCCAUGGCGCUGCAGCAGCAGCGCGCGCGCGAGUUCCUGCUGGGCGGGGGCGGAGCGGGGGUCGCGGCGGGGGCGGGGGGCGUGGCGGCCAUGGCGGGGGGCGUGGCCGCGGGGGCGGGGGCGGGGCGCCCGCGCGGCCGCCCGCCGCUGCAGCCGCGCGCGCCGCAGCAGGGCGACGUCGUCAACCUCGCAGACUCCGACUAGACUCGAGAGGGUCCCCAAAGUGUAUAGUGAACAGAUGUGUACAGUGAACGAUAUAUAGGUGCUAUGGUGUAUGGAUCGACGCGUGCGCCGCCCCCGCCGCGCCGCGAGCCAAAUGUGGAGUCAUACCGCGUGUACAUACC